This is a messenger RNA of Klebsormidium nitens, 450 nucleotides long. The record is from the annotation of a GenBank genome assembly. Lineage: Eukaryota; Viridiplantae; Streptophyta; Klebsormidiophyceae; Klebsormidiales; Klebsormidiaceae.
AUGCUGAAAGAGGCGCAGGAGAUCUUUUUAUCUAUCUGCGCGUUCGAGAAAGGCGCUUUUCUCCCUCUCCAGUUGGCGUUUACAAACGUUAUCCUCGGAUUAUGGGCGAUCGUGCCCAACACUGACCCUCGUAACCCCAAGACCCUCAAAAACUGGAUUCCAGAAGUGAUUCUGUGCAGAAACGGUCACUUCGUGGCGAGCUGCAUCCCCCUUUUUCAGAAGAGGGGCUCGCCGACAAAUCUGUUUCUGGAUGCAGCCAAGACUGAGGUUCAGAUUUCGGCUAUGGGUGACGGGGAAACAGACUCGGACAUGUUUCUCGAGCUCCCGGUGAAAGACUGGAAGUGCGACGAGGAUGCAGGGUGCGUUUUGACAGGGAAGCCCUGUGGGACUCUUGCCAAUUGCUUUGACAGAAAAGCAACGGAGAGCAAGGGUGAUGCUGACGAGACGUGA